AUGGAGAGGCACAUGCAUUUAUGGAGGGACGCUGACAAAUUGUCCUUUACAUUCGGCGACAAGCCGAACGGCGUUAUCUGCAAGCUCGUUACCAUUAAGGAUCACAUUUUUGUAGCUACUACAACCAGUAAUCUGUACCACGGCGAGGUGUCCUUCCAAAAUGACACUUGCUCCGUGAUUACCUUCAGAAGGGCUCAAUUCGAUGUCAUUGACGUAGCAUCCAAUUCCGAGCAUUUGUUCAUUGUAAAUACCAAUGGACAUGUUUUGAAAGUAAAUCCUCAGGACAUGAGCGUUGUAGAUACGAUAAUUCUUAAGGAAGAGGUGAAAUAUUGUAGCCACGGGUUUAAGGAAGAAAAUGAAAUAGUGAAAGUCAAAUCUGUAGCGGUUAGUGAUCAGGCAGCGUUAUUCGUUACGGAGAACGGGCAGCUCUGGGCUAGCGGUGGUCAGCCACAAAUAGAUGUAAAUAGUAUGGAACCAAAGAAAGUUCGAUUCUUCGAGGGCAGGACGGUGUCCGAGGUGGCUUGUGGCUCGAACUUUAAUGCGGUCACCGUGAGGAAAACCACCAAGCUUAUAAAAGACGAUACCGAUAGCGAGAACGAUCUGGAGGAAGAGGUUUUCGUUCAUUCCUGCCCGCAGUGUCUGAACAGCGUUAUGCUGAGCCCCGGUAGUGUAACAUCAUCGGACACGUGUCCCACCGGUCUCCACGCUCAGCAAUUUAGCGAGGAUCGUUCCACCAAUUCCAUCAGCGCUCUGUCCACUGCCAGUAAAGAACACAUCCCCCUGCCGGAGAUGGACAAGAAGGAGCAUCCCUCCGACAUCGUCGAGAACGGCGGGGAAUGCCUGAACGAGGUGGCGGAUUGCGAGAAGGAUGAGAAGAAGAACAUGAUAUUCAUCAACACCGAGACCGCCCGGCAGUUCUUGACCAGACAGCUGUCGUGGGUCUCGUCUUACGGUAGCGCCAAGGAGGACAUACCGAUGGAAAGUGUCGAUCGGCCGACAAGAUUGAUCAAGCAAAAUGUAUCGAAUAUGGCGAACUUGGUGUACGAGGGGGUGAAGAAUGUCGGCGGUAAGGUUGUCACUCUGUCGAGGCACAUGAGCGGGAGUUCCGACAUUAACGAGUCGAAGGCCGACAGCAACGAGAACUUGGAGGAGCAGGGUAACAGUUACACGAAACCGACCGCUAGCAGUUUGGCGCUGAGCCUGCGCUGCGAGGAAUUCCCCUGGUCGUCGAGUACCGGCUCCUCCGAGCACGAGCUGUCGCAGCAGGGCCUGAACGAGAGGAUCAACGCGUUGUCCCGCACCGGCAGCAACAUAUUGGCGACGGAACUCUGGACGUGGGGCGACGUGCAGUACGGCCAGUUGGGAACGGGCGACAUCAUUAAACGGCCGAGGCCGGUGCUGGUGGCGAAGCUCAGUCACACCGGCAUCCGAAAGAUAUCGUGCGGCACCUUCCACGUGCUCGCCUUGACGCUGGACGGCCGGGUCUUCGCGUGGGGCCGUAACAACUUCAAACAGGUGACCCUGCAAACUACGGUCGAUCAGAGCGCUCCCCAGCUCUUCACCACCAGGUUGAUGUCUAACGAGAGGGCCAUCGACAUGGCGGCCGGCAAUUUCCACACUCUGGUGAUGAUGCAUCAUGGUUUAUAUUUUAUCGGACAGUCGAGCAAAACCGGGGAUAUGUUUCAUUUGGAUGUACAAACCAAGGAGGAGUCGAACAGCCCGAGAGAGAUAUUCAGUUCCGGCCGGUACAGUUGUUGUUCCGUGAUAAACGAGCCGGCCAUCAACGUAUCGGAGGACCUGGUGAACGACCAGAUCUUUCUGGAGGAGAUGCUGACCGUUUAUCAGAAUCUGAUCAGGCCGUUCCAAAAGAAGAGCGGCGCCACCCAGGAAGCGAACGUGUACGAAACACUGUGCCGUUGUUACGCGGAGCUGAUGCACUUCAGUGUCUUAAACGUCAUAAGCUUAUGGGAUUACUUCAACCACAUCGGGGAGGCGUACGAGGUCGCAAUUGUUGCCAACAUAGAAGAAUUUAUCGCGGUGUAUAAAUAUUACUUAAACGCCGUCUGCGAUGCCAUGUCCCUCGGUGGUUUCACGCAUAUUGCGAAACUCAUCGAGGUGCCACAAGUAGUGUCGAAUUUAUUCAUAGACAAUCCGCGAGGUGGCGAUGUGAAAAGGAGUAACAAUGAGAUCGUCGUGACAAUGGCGUUGCAACAUCCUCUGUGUAAACUAAACAGGUACAAAAAUAUGAUACAUAAUUUAAUAAAGAGCAACGGCACGAGGAUGGGUGUUGAGCGAUUGCAAGAGGCCCUCGUCAAGUGGGAGCAGGUGCACGAUGAGCAGGAGAAGCGUCAAAAGGAGGCAGAAGCUACGAAGUUGUUCUGGGAGAGUUCCGGCAAGUUGGGAGAACUGUUGAGAUCCCCCGACAGGAGGCUGAUCAGAGAAUCGAGAACGUACCCGAUAUCGAUACUCAAUUCUGGUAGAUUUUCGUCCCACUGGUUUGUCCUGUUGACAGACAUCUUCAUCCACGUCACCGGCACCACGCACACGGUGCACCCGCUCCGUACGUUAUGGGUGGAUCCCUUGCCGGACUCCGAGAGUGUACAGAACGCUAUAUCGAUUGUUGCGCCGGAAGACAAUUUCGUAUUGUAUACUCCUACCCCUUCUGAACGUAAUGAGUGGUUGCAUGCUCUGCAAAAUACUAUAAAGUGCAGUUUGCAAAGAGUGAUCGGGAAUGUACCUCCAUUAGCGCGGUCGAGCUCGUUCUUUUUCACAAAACAUAAUAUUUUUAAGGACGCAACGUAUACUGGACGAUGGCUAAAUGGCAAGCCGCAUGGCUCUGGAAAGUUAGAAUGGUCUGACGGUCGUACGUACGUAGGGCAGUUUCACAAGGGUGUUAUUCAUGGUACUGGCAAGAUGGAGAUUCCUGUGCAGGGCGUGUACGAAGGCCAAUGGAAGGAUGGCCAGCAAAACGGAUACGGGACUAUGAAGUACGUCAACGGGGAUUUUUACGAAGGUUACUUUAAAGACGGCUUGCCUCAUGGACACGGUGUCAAGAAGGAAGGCCACUUUAUGGCAUCGAUCGCGUCGGUUUACAUUGGAGAGUGGGCUGCCGGUGUUAAACAAGGUUACGGAAUAAUGGAUGAUAUUAUGACAGGCGAAAAAUAUCUCGGGUCAUGGAGCAACGGGAUGAAACAUGGUUGCGGUUUAAUCGUGACACUCGAUGGCAUUUAUUACGAAGGUGUUUUUACGCAAGACGUCUUGACGGGUCACGGAGUCAUGGUAUUCGAAGAUGGCACACAUUACGAGGGCGAGUUCAAGUCCGCCGGUAUAUUUUACGGGAAAGGUACUUUGACAUUCCGAAGUGGCGAGAGGCUGGAGGGUAAUAUGAACGGUGCUUGGAACGAAGGUGUCAAAGUUAUCGCCACGUUGCACAUGAACAAGAGCGGUGGGAGUGCGCAACCCAAUACAAAGCCGGCAUCUUUCGGCAAACUGUGCGUAUCCCCGGAUCAAAAGUGGAAGGCGAUAUUUAAACAGUGCUAUCAGCAGCUCGGCGUGUCCGAGUCAGUGGUGAAAAAUUACAAUUGCGACAGAUCGAUCGACACGCAGAGAGCGUGGCAAAACGUCGCCAGUAUAAUAACGAAGUCCCAUCAGAGGACGCUGCAACGGAAGAAGCUCUCGGCGAACGCGUCGAACGCGAAGGAGAGGAACAGCGAGACGAUCGAUCACCUGGACAAGAUCCCGUGCUUCGGACGUAACACAUUCAGCAGUCAGAUUUACAAUAAGGUGCACAAGUAUCUAGUGAAGGCUUUCGAAAGCCCGCAUCAUCCAUUAGGCGCUCUUCUGACCGAAGUGGCCGCGGUAUACACAGCUACGUAUGGCGGUGUGAGAGUGCACCCGCUGUUACUCAGUCAUGCAGUAUCGGAGCUUCACAGCAUCACAACGAGGAUAUAUGAGAUCGUGCUUCUUUUGUUCCCGGAUCUACCAAGUUGUGGCACAGAGUUUAUUUUCGACAUUGACGGCAAGGAAGAAGAGGAGCAAGUUAUAAGCGCUGCCGCGAUACUUCAUCCGAUAUUACUGCCACGUGUACACUCAGCACUCUUUGUAUUAUAUGCCUUACACAAUAAGAAAGAAGACGAUGCAUACUGGGAGAGAUUAAUGAAAUGGAACAAGCAACCUGAUAUAACUCUAAUGGCCUUUCUCGAAAUUGAUCAGAAAUUCUGGAAAACUACAAGCGUAAUGAACAUCGCAGAUAACUCAUUGCCGUAUCAACACGAGCCAUACUUCAGCGACGCUAUAGAAACUUUGCAGCAACUUAAAACAACCUUUACAUCUUUAGAGAAGUUAUUAGUGGUCAGAAGUACAUUUGAACAAAUGACACAAGCAGUACAAAAGCAGUUAGGGUCUACGUAUUUAUGGACGAUGGAUGAACUGUUCCCGGUGUUCAGUUUUGUUGUAGUGCGCGCUAGUGUGUUACAAUUAGGGAGCGAAAUACACUUUAUCGAGGAUUUCAUGGAGCCGUAUUCGCAAAGUGGCGAACUUGGUAUCAUGUUCACUACUCUUAAGGCAUGUUAUUACCAGAUAUUGCAGGAGAAAACAAAUAUAGGCGAUUGAAAUUACAAAUAUAUGGUACAAUAAAGUGACAAGAUUAGACACACGGAUAAAAAAUAUAUAUAUGCGUAAAAAUAAUAUCAAACUCGAGAGAUAAUGUGGUAAGAUAAAUAUGGAUACACGGAUAAAAAGAUAUUCUGGUAGAGGGGUUUUAGCUUGAAUCCGUUAGUCUCGGGUUGUUAGAUCACAAAUGUUUCGCAAAGUACAUUUUCACAUUUCUGAGUUUGCACACAUAGGCUUAUUUUCAUCAAAGGCUUAUUAUCACAUCACGCAAGAAAAUGUACGAAAGUGAUAAACUGCAUUUACGACAUACAAUAGGGUCUUUAAUAUCUUAACUACAUAAAUAUGUAGUAAGACAAAA
Dinoponera quadriceps is the source of this 4969-nucleotide messenger RNA. RefSeq names its product alsin (gene Als2). NCBI's taxonomy places the organism in Eukaryota, Metazoa, Arthropoda, Insecta, Hymenoptera, Formicidae. The transcript is spliced from 14 exons. The coding region runs from base 1 to 4611 and encodes 1536 amino acids. The record is from RefSeq and is a predicted model, not a curated record.